Messenger RNA from Frankliniella occidentalis (western flower thrips), 2701 nucleotides. Its product is annotated as MAP kinase-interacting serine/threonine-protein kinase 1. Lineage: Eukaryota; Metazoa; Arthropoda; Insecta; Thysanoptera; Thripidae. Gene Ontology annotation, molecular function: calcium/calmodulin-dependent protein kinase activity; ATP binding; calcium-dependent protein serine/threonine kinase activity. The record is from RefSeq and is a predicted model, not a curated record. The transcript is spliced from 6 exons. Gene Ontology annotation, cellular component: cytoplasm; nucleus. Gene Ontology annotation, biological process: peptidyl-serine phosphorylation; intracellular signal transduction; protein autophosphorylation. Bases 396 to 1766 code for a protein of 456 amino acids.
GGCGUUCACUCUGCAGCUCAGUCGGCUUUCGGCAGUGAGAGAGGCGAGAUGAGUGUGGUCUAGCUUUGCGCAAGUCGGCGCAGUCAAGCCCAGUGCUUUGUGCAGGGGAAGGAGGAAGGAUUCGGUGUGAAGUGUGACGACCAAGGAUUUCGCCGCACGUCUCACCGUGGAAGGAUACGCGAUUCCAGUCAUAUGGGGCCAUAUGAGCAGUGACAAGUCAUCACCCAACCCACCUCUGGCCGUACUGACCUGCUGAGCCCCGAGAAGAUUUAUAUAACUUUAUAUACUCCGAGUACCUUACCGCUACUUUGUGAUUCGUUAAUUUAUUUGUUGAUAGUUUUUUGUAUUUAUUGUGUUAUUUAUUGACUCGAGUGUUAAUUAACUUUGACGAAACAAUGGUGGAAAGUAUAUUAGAGGGAGCAGUGCAGCAAGGAGGAUUGGACGCCGCAUCUGCUCAGACGAAUGAAGUCAUGUCUGUUUUACGAGAUUCCCCAAGUAGCGAUGAUCUCGCUAAACGUAAGGAGGAGGCUAGGCGCAAAAGACGCAAGAAGAAGACUGCCACUAGUCUUGUGUCCUCGUGUUUCCAAGAUCUGUACAGGCUCACUGGGGAAGUUCUUGGAGAAGGAGCCUAUGCCUCUGUUCAAACCUGUGUCAACAUUUGGACUGACUUGGAGUAUGCUGUGAAGAUGAUAGAAAAAGUUCCUGGCCAUUCAAGAAGCCGUGUUUUCAAAGAGGUUGAGACUUUCCACCAUUGCCAAGGUCAUCCUAAUAUCAUUCAACUGAUAGAAUUUUUUGAAGAUGAAGAUAGAUUCUAUCUGGUGUUUGAGAAGAUAAAUGGAGGCCAGCUUCUCUCUCGAAUUCAAGAGAGGAAUCAUUUCACUGAAAGAGAAGCUAGUCAGAUAAUCUGUGAUCUCGCUAGUGCCCUGGAGUUCUUACACAAGAAAGGUAUUGCACACAGAGACUUGAAACCUGAGAACAUCCUUUGUGUUGAUCCUGAAAAAUUGAAUCCUGUCAAAAUUUGUGACUUUGACUUGGGCUCUGGCAUCAAAUUUAACUCUGCUCUGACUUCUCCUAUUGCCACUCCUCAGCUUCUUACACCUGUGGGAUCAGCCGAAUUUAUGGCUCCCGAGGUCGUAGAUGCAUUUGUAGGAGAGGCAAAUUCUUAUGACAAGCGCUGUGAUUUGUGGUCUCUCGGUAUCAUUAUGUACAUCCUGCUGUGUGGUUAUCCACCUUUCUACGGCAACUGUGGCAUGGACUGUGGCUGGGAACGUGGAGACAAUUGUUCUGCUUGCCAGGAUCUUCUGUUUACUAGUAUUCAGGAAGGUAGCUAUGAUUUCCCAGAAAGAGAGUGGGCUACUAUUUCUGAAGAUGCCAAAGAUUUGAUCAGAAGAUUGCUUGUGAAGGAGGCAAGGCAAAGAAUUUCAGCUGCUUCCGUUCUCAGUCAUCCUUGGAAUCAGCCAAGUCCUUCCUCUCGAGGACUUUACACACCACAUAUAAUUCGCCGAAACAACAGCGCAAGGGAUUUGUCUGCAUUUGCUGAGAGUGCUAUGGCUGUGAAUAGAGUAGUCCUUCAACACUUCAGCAUGAACAUGGAUCUUGUACCUCGAGAAGAAUACCACCCCAACAAGGCUUCCUGCAAAGCUGCUGCAACAGAUUCGUUGGACUCAGGACACAUGUUUGGUCUGUCUCCUCCAUCUGAAUCACGGCUUUUGCAGCGCCGUCUUCAAGCUAAUUCCGUCCCACUCGUCCCCUCACCAACAUGUUAGCAACUUCAUUGUCACCAUUGUACUGUUGAUCAUCCUCUCAAAAUGUUCUGUUAGUUCUUUUAGCCACAAAGUCCACUUUUUUUUUUUAUAAUGUCUUGAAUUUUGGAACAGUAAUAUGUGGUGAGAGGAAAGUGCUCAGUCUGUGUGUAAGAUGUGUGAAUGUGUGUGUGAGAGAGAGGUUUGUCCUUUGGCUUUGCAGUUUGCCAGCUUAAUAGCAGGAUAUUCAAUGGUCUUCUCUUAUAUCCAAGAGUUUCAUUUUUAUUUUCGUUAUUGACGUACAAUUUUUCUUUUUUCUUUGCCACUUGUUUGGUAGAAUUGUCAAGUAAAAUGUUUUUGUUCAUGAUUUUGGAUGUAUAGUUGCAUAUGCCUUCAAUGAGACCUCUCUCUAAAACUCUGCAUGAGUUUCUCCUGCCAAGUGAUAUGAAUGAAUAGACUGAUAAUUUUUAAUUAUGUUGGAAGUUUCCAGAUUGUGUGAACUGUAUGAUAAAGCGUGAAGGCUGGGUGCUCAGCGCUUGCAGCCAAAGACUUGUAUGAAUUUGUAAUUCUCCAUAAGUGAUUUAGAUGAUGGAAGCUUGUCCCUUCAUCUUGCUCCGUACUCUUACAAUGGUGCUGAUUGGGAUUUUGUUUAAAGUGAGAAAGAAUCUUCAUGUAAAUCCUCAGGGCAAUUUUGUAAUACAUUUCUGUAAUCAGUCCUUAUGACCUUUUCUUUAGCAUGUCAAGCCAAAGUUGUGAAGCCAUUAGCAUUUUCAAGUGCCCCAUACCAUCUUUGUAAUCAGUAGUAAAGAGAAAGGGGAAAUUUAAAUGCUUCAUGUAAAAUUGUAUGAACUUUCAAGUAUUAAUUUGAUAAGUACCUAUGUACUAAAACUUCUGAAAACUAACUACAAAUUUUUCACAUGGAAGAAAAAUGGAAAAAAAAAAUAAACAUUUCAAAACCA